CCCGCCCUCCUCCCACUCCCCUCGGCCCAGAUCUGGCCCUCCGCGUCCGAUAUUUCCCAAAGAACCAUGGCGAAAUCUAGUGCUCGCAAGGAGACGGCCCCAGCCCGGCCGCCGGCGACCUUGCCACAGCAGCACAUGUUCCCCGGCGCCCCAUCGAGCUCCUCCGCCAAUCCCUCCACACCACAGCACCUGUACCCUCACGGCAGCUCCUACACAAACCCCUUGAAUCAAUGGAGGCCAAUGUAUACCCCUGCAACCGAUGGCUUGCUAAGUUUUGGGCAGUUGCCGCCAAUGCAUCCUUAUAAUUUCCGAUCUCUGCCUAUCCACCAUCUUGAAGGACACCCAAAUAUGAAGAAUUUGCACUUUGGCUAGAGGAGAAGAGCAGAAGCAGUGAUCUAGGCCGUGCCAUACGGGAGAAGAGGAGAAUCACAGCGAGAUGCAGGACUUGCCGGCUAGGUGCCGUGCCGGAGGUGUUGGCUAGGUGCUGGGCCGGAGGUGCCAUGCUGGAGGUGCCCACUAGUAGGCGAUGUUGUUGGCGAGCUGAGACGGGCAACGUCUUCGGCCCGCUGAGACGGAGCUGGCGAAGAGAAGGCGACGUCGCUGGCGAGCUGAGAAGGACGACGUAACAGUCUUUGUGUUUUCUAAACAUACUGUUGGUCUAUGCGUUGUAAUGCGUUGUAGACUUGU
Lolium perenne is the source of this 687-nucleotide messenger RNA. The record is from RefSeq and is a predicted model, not a curated record. NCBI's taxonomy places the organism in Eukaryota, Viridiplantae, Streptophyta, Magnoliopsida, Poales, Poaceae.